This is a messenger RNA of Scleropages formosus (Asian bonytongue), 1158 nucleotides long. RefSeq names its product gap junction gamma-1 protein-like. Lineage: Eukaryota; Metazoa; Chordata; Actinopteri; Osteoglossiformes; Osteoglossidae. The record is from RefSeq and is a predicted model, not a curated record. Gene Ontology annotation, biological process: cell-cell signaling. The transcript is spliced from 2 exons. Gene Ontology annotation, molecular function: gap junction channel activity. Gene Ontology annotation, cellular component: connexin complex. The annotation marks the transcript as partial.
AUGAGCUGGAGUUUCCUCACCCAGCUGCUGGAUGAGAUCUCCUACCACUCCACAUUUGUGGGGAAGACGUGGUUGACUGUGCUCAUUGUGUUCUGCAUCGUGCUCACUGCGGUGGGUGGGGAGUCCAUCUACGACGAUGAGCAGAGCAUGUUCACAUGCAACACGGGGCAGCCAGGUUGUGAGAAUGUGUGCUAUGAUGCCUUUGCGCCCCUUUCGCAUGUCAGGUUCUGGAUCUUUCAGGUGAUAAUGGUCACCACUCCUACGAUCAUGUACCUUGGAUUCACCAUGCACAGAAUUGCCCGCAUGAACGAUGACGAGCACCAUCCUCGGGGGAAGAAUUUAACCAUCAACAGGCGUACUAAUCGUGCAUGUGAAGAGAUGGAGGACAACGCUGAGGAAGAUCCUAUGAUUUUGGAGACCAGUGAGGUUGAUAAAGAGAAGAAUAAUCAGUGCUCCGCAAAGAAGCAUGAUGGCUGCCGUAGGAUCCAGAGGGACGGCCUAAUGAAGGUGUACGUAUUGCAGUUGGUGGCACGUGUGGCGUUUGAGGUGGGCUUCCUGUUUGGCCAGUAUAUCCUGUAUGGGUUUGAAGUGGUCCCCUCCUACAUGUGCACGCGCAGUCCAUGUCCCCACACUGUGGACUGCUUUGUCUCAAGGCCAACGGAGAAAACCAUCUUCCUGCUCAUCAUGUAUGCCGUCAGCGGGCUCUGCCUCCUCCUCACCCUACUGGAGAUGCUGCACCUGGGUAUAGGUGGAAUUCGAGACUCGUUCCGUACUCGCACUGCCCGCAGACGGGCAUCCUCCAGGCGACGAGCCUCACUCUGCCGCCCCAUGGCCUCAGCCCUUCCUGGCUACAGCCCAGCAGUGAAGAAGGGUCCAGCAGGGAAGAUGGCCAGCGACCUUAAGACAGAUUUCCAUGACAACCUUGUGGGCUCUGGCCAUAAUAAUUUUGGGAACGAGUCAUCUUCCCGUGAGCUCAAGCGCAUCUGUCACCACCUGAAGUUGGGCCAGCAGCACCUAGGCCUGGCCUAUCUGAAUGAAGAGAGCAGCCCAUCUCACAGCAGCGGCCCAGAGGCAAACCGUACUGCAGUGGAGCAGAACCGACUGAACUUUGCACAGGCAAAGCAAAAAGCAGCCUGUGAUAAAGGGUCGCGGGGAACC